AAGGUUAGAAUGUAGGACGAAGUGAACCACUUCCUAAGUGAACCAGGACUAAGUGAACCACUUGGCAGUGUGCCAUCACACAAUAGCCACUAUAUAAUACAUAUGUGGUUCACUUGGUCCUGAAAUGGUACACUAAGGAACUGGUUCACUUGUGAAAUGGUUCACUUCGUCCUGCACCCAAAAGGUUACACACUACCAUGGUUUAUAUGGGAUUACCGAGACCUCGUAUCACUUCAAUAUUGUACCAUUCUUGGAGGCAUUGUACCAUAUAUACACACUAUAUAAGGAGGUUUUUACAGAUGCCAACCCUUGGAAGUGAAGAAGAUGACACCUGUGUAACAUUUGUAAUAAACAAGGAAGACCACACACUCGGCAAUUCCCUUCGUUAUAUGGUCAUGAAAAAUCCAGAUACCCAGUUUUGUGGCUACAGUAUUCCACACCCUUCCGAAGAAAAAAUUAACUUCCGAAUUCAGACACGUGGAACACCUGCCAAAGAUGUUCUGAAGAAGGGAAUGAAGGAUUUGAAUUCAGUGUGUGAACACGUUCUUAGGACAUUUGAGACCAGCAUCAAUGAGCACAAGAGAAGAAAUCAGUCUGCAGAUAUAGAGCCAAUGGACCAAUCAGCAGGGUGAUCAAGAAUGAUUUGACCAAUCAGCAGGAUGAAAAUGCCUGCUAUGUUUGGUCAGUUGGACUUCAGUCAAGAUGUUAUGGACAAGUGCUAUUCAUUAACAUGUGCAAAGCAUUUAUACAUAGUGGAUGUACCUACUUUAAACCAGUAAAUAAAGCAGUAGGAAUAUUGUACAUAUUUGAAGAAUUACACAAAAAGACUUUAAACACGCAAUACAUGUUCUUUGGAAAAAAAUUGCAACCCAUGAAUCUUAAUUCACAAGCAAUAACUGGGCUGCUUUUUUAUGUUUAUCUUAUUAUCUUUUUGAGGUUAUGUCACAUAUAUGCACACUGCUAAAUAUUUGAUAUUGCGUUAACAAUAAAUAAGAAUCUGUCUCCAUAGGUAUAUUUCUUCUAAAAUAAUAACAUGUUUCUUCUACUGAUAGGGAUUUGUAAUACAUACUACAAAUCACCAAAUGCAGAUAAUGCCAAGAAGGCGAACCUAAAACUGAUUGUUAAACAAAGCAGAUAUAAAUAUACAUGUUCAAAUACUA
This is a messenger RNA of Mya arenaria, 1160 nucleotides long. RefSeq names its product DNA-directed RNA polymerases I and III subunit RPAC2-like. Gene Ontology annotation, molecular function: protein dimerization activity; DNA-directed RNA polymerase activity. The transcript is spliced from 6 exons. Lineage: Eukaryota; Metazoa; Mollusca; Bivalvia; Myida; Myidae. The record is from RefSeq and is a predicted model, not a curated record. Gene Ontology annotation, cellular component: RNA polymerase I complex; RNA polymerase III complex. The coding region runs from base 198 to 632 and encodes 144 amino acids. Gene Ontology annotation, biological process: DNA-templated transcription.